AUGCUUUUCUUAGAACAGACGAAGGGCUUUGCACAAGAAGAUGCAUCGACGGCGCCAUCGCUUUUUGAGCUGCUUAUGCACGAGCGUAUGGCAUCGAGUAUCAAGCCAGCGGCUGAUUAUUUGAUUCAUGUGCUGUGUGAAUCCUAUCCGAAUUUAUCACUGACACUGCCAGUCCGUCACUUUGAUGAGAGCUACACGCUUUUACGCCUUUGCAUUGAAAGAUACUUUUUGUCGAAGUAUGACAGUCUAUUUACUGAGAAAAUUCACGGAAUGAAGCGCAUUAGGCUGAAAAAAGCUAAUAGAGAUGCAGAGUCCACGACGGAGCCGUUGACACCUCAAGCAAAGAAUCAGGCACUGCUUCUGAAUGUCGUAGUGCCGUACUUGAAGACAAAGCUUGACUCGUGUUAUAGGAAGACAGCAGAGCAAUUGAGGACAACUCAAAUGUCCAAUAUGAAUCAAAGGGAGCAGCAACUUGGCAAUUUCUUACGGCGUCUUCGCAGCUUUCAGUGGUUAAACCUUCUUAAAAAAGGCUUUGUUGUGACGUAUCCGUUCGCGCACUUUGCAUACGAAGGCACUUUUUUUCUUUAUCAGUGGUUCUACUUGUUCGGCGAUACGCCAUACUUUUCGCCUCUUUUGAGACUAAUGAAGACGGUGCUUCUAAAAGUCACGUCGGACGAUGAGUCGGCGCUUUGUCAAAAUGAAGCAACAUACCGCACGAAUUUAAUGAACAAGUUGGCUGGUCCCAAUAUUUUUGCCAGGUUGCAGCGACUUGUGCAUCGCGCGACAUGGGUGAUGCUUGAUUAUUCGCAUAUGCUGUUACUGCUAGGGGUUGCCGCAUACAAGCUUGUCGAGUGGGUGUAUCUGGAUGAGGACCUGGCAGCCAAGCUACGACACAAUCGCUCGGACGCACCAAUUCCACCUCCGCCACUUCCACCAAAAGUUCCUGAAGAAUCGUUAGCUCUUGCGACUGUGGACGCAACACGUUGCCCACUAUGCAAGAAGAAGCGCGUGAAUCCCGCAAUGACUUCUUCCGGCUUUGUUUUUUGCUAUCCAUGUAUAUAUCGCUACGUAGAGCAACAUGGACAGUGUCCUAUUACGCAGAUAAAGUGUGAAGCUUCGACGAUAAUUAAAAUUUACGAUGAUGCUCGAGAUCCGUAUGCAAGCUCAACUUCUGUCCAUGAUUAUGAAAACUAA
Plasmopara halstedii is the source of this 1194-nucleotide messenger RNA. Its product is annotated as Predicted E3 ubiquitin ligase involved in peroxisome organization. The record is from RefSeq and is a predicted model, not a curated record. Gene Ontology annotation, cellular component: peroxisomal importomer complex; peroxisomal membrane. Gene Ontology annotation, biological process: protein monoubiquitination; protein import into peroxisome matrix. Gene Ontology annotation, molecular function: zinc ion binding; ubiquitin-protein transferase activity; protein binding. NCBI's taxonomy places the organism in Eukaryota, Oomycota, Peronosporomycetes, Peronosporales, Peronosporaceae. Bases 1 to 1194 code for a protein of 397 amino acids. The transcript has 2 exons.